CGUUCCGUCCCUUUGGUUUCCGCAACAGCGGACGUUUGUUAUCAUCGCGGCUCGGAUACGCCGACCGCACUACCGUUAUGGGCGCGAGCGCGCGCGCGUACUGAAGCCGCCACCGUUCGGCCGUCGUACGCGAUAUUGCCGGCGGGCCGGAUAUCUCGCGGUACGGAAAGCCGUCGGGGUGAGAUUAGACAACGGCUGUCCCGAGGCGUUAUCGGAACCCACCGGGGAGACGACGAUAUCGCCGCGGGCCACCCGCUUAUCUCAUCGGUUUCGAGAUAAAACGCGCGGAGUAGAAAAAAAUAAAAAAUAAAUGCCACUCGACGCACUGUGCGGUGCCGGCAGUCGAAAAACCAGUCUCGCGCUAGUCGCCUGCGGGACCCCGGUUCCACCGAGGAUACCGCCCCCUCGGACGUCCGACAUCGAAAAUGUGAGCGUCGCGCGACGCCGCUCGACGUGGUAAACGACCAUAUCUUUAUCGUCGUCGUCGUCGUCAACGAUUCUCUCGCCUAGACAUUAUGGUUCGACGGCCCCGUGCGUUUUAUCUCCGUUAACCUUUUGCGUUGAUCGUUUUUCUAUCCGUUUCAUUCCUUACGACAUCUCUGCCCGGGUCCGCGAUCGCGCGCGCGACUGCCGUUCCGAAUCGAUAUUUAUCGACGCUCGUUGGGCGCUCGCACCCGCGUAUCACAGUAUCGUGCGCACGACAAUGUGUUGUACGGAGCGCGCGCGGCCAUUAGACGACGCGCAUUUUUAAUUCGAAGUGUUGAAAAGGUACGAUGGAGGACGGCGGCAUUUCCAGAGGGGUGAUAAGACCCGCCCCUACCCAUAUUAGAACCAUUACGACGUCGGGCCACAUCACUACCGUGCCGAACAUCAACGGGCAACAGGUUCGGAACGAAAACGGCACACCAGACACCAUGUCGCAGUUGAAAGCCCAACAGCAAAGAGCCGAGUUCGGGCACGACGGAUUAUCUGGAAACUGUACACCCGAUAAUACGGAAUGUGUAUCGACAGAGGUGCUCAUAGAGGGGUUCAACGAAAACGGAACGGGCACCACUCUUCCCGUCUCGACUGCACACACGCCCGAAGAAUCCGUGUCACCGAACGAAUACCCAAAGGACCAUAGCCCACCCACGGAAUCCAUCAGGCUCCGGAGGAACGUGGAAGGGACUGAAGUGCACUUGCAGAUACCGAUGGAAAAGUUGGCCACGUUCCACGGGUACGUGGCCACUGCGGAAUACCCGAACCAUCAGAGAUACCAGCGGAUCAGAUACCUGGAAUAUCGUGGACAGUCCCCCGAAGAAGGCGUCGUCGGCGGUGGUGGUGGUGGUUUCGAACAGCCCCUGAUUAAGUAUGAGCAUCACCAGCAACAGCAACAGCAGCAGCAGCAACAACAACAGCAGCAGCAACAACAGCAGCAGCAGCAGCAACAACAGCAGCAGCAGCAGCAGCAACAACAGCAGCAACAGCAACAGCAGCAGGGUAAAAUGGAUCCGAAUUCCAGUUAUGUAACACUGGAAUCUUAUCAACAACAGAACUAUCAGCAACAUAACACAUAUCAAACGUACCAGUCGUUCGAGGGAGAGCAGCCGGUGGUGGACAUGUUCAACUUAUACGACAAGGACAAUCACGGUGGAGGAGAUUACGGGGUGAAGGGCGUGGUUCAGCAGAAGUCCGGUUAUGGUCAGCAAACCAUGAUGCAGCAGCAGCAGCAGCAGCAGCAGCAGCAACAGCAACCGGAGUAUCAGGAUGACGGUAACGGCGGUGGCGGGGGUGGUGGCAGUGAUGGCCAGUCGGACUUUUGGGGCGCGCAUGAUCAGAGGGUAGCGGACUUCGCAAACGCGGCUGACGAGAGUCUAGUGGCAGCAAACGCGUUGCAAAUGGAAGCGGGCCUCGGGCCACAGGAUGGCACCAUCCAGGUGACGCCGCAAUACACCAUUUUUCAAAGCGGUAACCCCGGGCCGUCGUGGAUCGACGAGCACUACGAUCAGAGCGCCAUCCUGAAUGUGGACAUGAAGGAGUGCGUGAACUGUGCGGCGAACGUGACGCCACUGUGGCGUAGGGACGGUACAGGCCACCAUCUGUGUAACGCAUGCGGCCUGUACAACAGAAUCAACGGGGUAAACCGACCGCCGGUCAGGUCGGCGCAAAAAAAGACUACCCAACAAACUGGAAACAAACGUUCCGGAGUGGCUUGCGCUAACUGUUCAACAAAUACGACGACUCUGUGGAGAAGAAACAACAACGGUGAACCUGUGUGUAACGCUUGCGGUCUUUAUUUUAAAUUACACAACGUCAAUAGGCCGCUGACAAUGAAAAAGGAUGGGAUACAGACGAGGAAGAGGAAACCCAAGAACCCGUCCAUGGGAUUCGGCCAAAACUCAUCGUCGUCCAAGGAGAAACCACAAGGAGAAGUAACAAAGCUUCUACUUCCACAUUUGUUUACGAAUUCUUCGGAUAAUAAACACCAACACGAACAUCUUGAUUAUGAUUCAGCUGUGAUGACAACACAAGAACACUUUCUGCAUCACAGCUCCCAAAUUCAUAUUCCUUCAUUACCUCCAACGUCGACAAAUAUUAAUCGUCAUGUGUCAAAUAAUACACAAGUGAUGGAACAACUGGGAUCUAGAGACAUGUUAACUAGUGUAAUUACUUCUACAGGAAAUCAAAACAUUAUAAGAGAUGAUUGAUUGAUGUUCAAUAUAAAUUAAUGAGUUUUUUGUGAACUAUAUAAAUUAGAAGGUAAAUUUGAAGUUUCACAUUAUAAAUUUGUUCAUUAAUUAAAUUUAUAUGGUAAAUA
Molecule: messenger RNA, 2797 nt
Organism: Sipha flava (yellow sugarcane aphid)
Lineage: Eukaryota; Metazoa; Arthropoda; Insecta; Hemiptera; Aphididae
Product: GATA zinc finger domain-containing protein 10-like
Exons: 7
Coding region: 774-2687 (637 amino acids)
Biological process (GO): cell fate commitment; negative regulation of transcription by RNA polymerase II; positive regulation of transcription by RNA polymerase II
Molecular function (GO): DNA-binding transcription factor activity, RNA polymerase II-specific; zinc ion binding; RNA polymerase II cis-regulatory region sequence-specific DNA binding
Source: RefSeq, a predicted model, not a curated record